ACCCACUGCCUUGCACAUAGUUUUAAACGGAUCAGAGUUACAAUUAACUUAGGCUUGUGGCAUAUUCACCCCUAUUGUUUGAGGCUCUGAAGAGGAAGGCUCCUCCUCCCUUUCCCUCCUCUCCUUGUGGCGUCUGCUGCCCAUAAGCCCUGAUAAGGUGUGUGCAUAAGAUGAAAGCUGAGAAGCUGGGUUUACCCUGAAACCUCCAGCAAAAGUCUGGGGUUUAUGACAGUCACCAAAGCAAAAAAAAAAAAGAAAGAAAAAGUCACCUCUGAGGUCUCAGGACAGGCAAGUUUCACAUGAGCUCUGGGGACCAGCCAGUUUAACACAGUUACCAAGCCAAGUUCCACAGAGGAGCCGAAGAGGUUUUUUUAGCCAUGGAAACCUCAUGCAUGGAAGGGUUCGGGCAGUUCAUGCAGGUCACUCACCAGCCUUGUCUUCAGCCUGCGCUGGGUUCUUCUGGUUUCUCCGUCACUCACUGCGUUUCUCAAAGCUCCAUGCGAGGUUACUGCGCUGGGACGUUCCCAGGCCCUGCUGACCUACCAGCCUACCACCAGGACAAUUACCGCAAUGGAGUCACCAAUGGAGAUUGGUACGGCCAGACGCAGGACGGACCGUACCCACCAAUCUCUAGGUACAUGGGACCGUCUGGAUUUAACAUGCCCAGCACUGGUUGCCUGGGAUAUAUCGGGGAGGUGGCCAAAUCUACCCUCUUCCUCCAGAACACGUCCAGGCGGAAGAGGAGGGUACUGUUCUCUCAGGCUCAGGUUUACGAGCUGGAGAAGAGGUUUGAGCUCCAGAAAUACCUGACUGCUCCUGAGCGGGAGCAUCUGGCCAAGGUCACCCACCUGACCCCCAACCAGGUGAAGAUCUGGUUCCAGAACCACCGCUACAAGAUGAAGCGGCAAGCCAAGCAGCGGGACCUGGAGCAGCCGCAGAGCCCAAUCUCAGCGCUCCACAAGACCUGCGCCAGCAGCCCCGUCACCUCCCACGCUGACUAUGGCUUUGCAGAUCCCGAGCUGGAGAAUAAAUCCACUCCAGAGGCCCACUACGACCUCCCCGGACUUGGGCAAGGUGGUCUCAGAGGCCAAGGCCUGGCCGUGAGCCCCAACACUACUGCACACUGUCAGCCCAAGGCCAACAACAGAAGCCUCAUGUUUAGCAAGUCGUGGUAGCUUCAUUUGUGGGGGGCGGGGGUUAUUUUCCCGAACUGAGAUCAUUCCACAAAUUCAACACGAGUUCACAGAAAAUUUUGCACAAUCCAAAUCUCCAUUUUUCCACCAAAAAAAGAUUGAGUCAAAACCAGCUUUUCCCAGUUCUAAGGCGGCCUGAUGUGCCCCAUUUCACAGCUAGGGAUCUGAGGGCAGAAAUACUUGUUCAAGGUCACACGCGGAGCAGGAGAGGCAGGAACUGAACCCAAGUCUCUAGCCUUCACCAUUAAUUCCCCAAACUUACCUGCCUGCAGGUGUGGGUGGAACUGUGGAGUGGGCUAGACCAGAGCUGCAUCCGCCUCUGAGGGAGCCUUCAGAACUGGCAUGGGAUACGUAGCUAAUGGUGCCUGAUUGCAAAGGUUGAGAAUAGAGACCCCAACGGAGCUGCUCACAACAUACAUCCCAUUUACUCCACUCUGCUCUCUCCAGGGUACAAAGAAUACAAACACGAGGCAUUUCUUUUUACCACAGACACUUUGGUUUGGUGACUGCGUGGCAGCAUUAGCGCAGGACAGAUGGGGCUAGUGACACCUUACCACUUUUGUAAAAUGCUGGGUAUUGCGUUGGUCUUAAAAGUGCCAUUUCUUUUUCACUGUUCAUUUUGGAAAAAAUGAAAAUGUUUUUUCUUUUGUAAUCUCUGCCAAAUUUUUCUGGAUUUUUUUUCAUCCUGAAACAAGCUAAUUUGAAAAAUGUUUUAGAUAAAAAUAUUUGGGUUUCAAAAAAAUAAAAAACAAACAUUUGAACCCCAAACUGACAAUAUUUGCUAAAAAAUGUUCAGGAUUUGGGUUGUUUUUUUUUUUUUGACAAAAACAAACAAACAAAACAAACUCAACCAAUUAUUUAAAGAGAAGGUUAAGGGGUGAUUUGAUUACAAUCUAUAAGUAUCUACAUGAGGGACAAAUAUUUAAUCUAGCAGAGAGAGGUAUAAUGGGAUCCAGUGGCUGGAAGAUGAAGUAGAGAAAUUCAGACUGGAAAUAAGGCACAUUUUUAACAGCGACAGUAAUUAAUCAUUGGAACAAUUUACCCAAGGGUCGUGGUGGAUGCUCCAUCACUUGACACUCUUUAAAUCAAGCUGGGAUGUUUUUCUAAAAGAUCUGCUCCGGGAAUUAUCUUGAGGAAGUCCUCAGGCCUGUAUUUUAAGGGUCAGACUAGAUGAUCACAAUGGUCCCUGCUAGCCACGGAAUCUAUGAAAAAAUAAACAAACAAAAAAACCCCACCACUAGAAAACUAAAUGAAAAUUCUCCGUUCAAAUGUUCAUUCUGGUCUAAAAGCCAUUUUUAUUGGGAAAAUAAACGUUUUUUGUUGUGUUUUUUUAACAGGCUGUAGCUUGGAGAUCUACCGAUAGAAUGCACUGCAUCAGAACUAGAUAUUACAAUUUUAAUAUGAUCACACUCAUCACAUAAUCCUUUUAAUUGUACUUAAUAAUGCUUUCCAAAUCCAUUUAUUUAUUCGCCUUUAAAGAAAAAUGUAGAUUGGAAAAAAUCUAUUGGUUAUUUUUUAACUUGAUAAUUUCAUUUCUUAGAAUAACAUUGAAAAUCAGGGACAGUCUACACACUUGCAGUUGGAAUCUCCCUGUGUACUUAUAUUAUAUAUAUAUUUAAAAUCACACCUGUGUUUAUAUUUUAUAACUUCUUUAGAGACAGGUAAAAGGCAAAGAGUUAAAUAAAAUAUUGCUCCCUUGCUUAAAAAAACUGCUAUUCUGGUUGUAUU
This is a messenger RNA of Malaclemys terrapin pileata, 2921 nucleotides long. RefSeq names its product thyroid transcription factor 1-like. The transcript is spliced from 2 exons. Gene Ontology annotation, biological process: cell differentiation; regulation of transcription by RNA polymerase II. Lineage: Eukaryota; Metazoa; Chordata; Testudines; Emydidae. Gene Ontology annotation, cellular component: nucleus. Bases 378 to 1175 code for a protein of 265 amino acids. Gene Ontology annotation, molecular function: DNA-binding transcription factor activity, RNA polymerase II-specific; RNA polymerase II cis-regulatory region sequence-specific DNA binding. The record is from RefSeq and is a predicted model, not a curated record.